AGUGCGGCCUGCGCACCCGCCACGUACGGAGGGCUGCCUAGACACAGGCGCAGACGCGCACCAGUCCCCCUCCGGCUGGCCGCGCGAAAUCCACGCCGUCUGUGAACAGGUCGGCUCUGCAAUGCGAACCAAUCGUGGGUCACGGCGUUGGCAGAUACCACAGCAGAUGAGGACGGUCUGAGGGAAGGGGACAGCUGUGUUCCAGGAGAGGCAGGCGGCUGUCAGCUGCAGAGAGCGCAGCCACAGCCCGCCGGCACCUGAGCGGGAGGCGGCCCCUCCCCCACCGUCACAACCGCCGUCACCUACCGCGAGGCCUCUUCACCGCCGCCCCGGAUACCGCCUCCGGCCGCUGCUGCGGCCAUGAACUGCUCUCUCAGCCUCAACUCUUGCUGGACGCACGAUGUGGUCGCCGCCAACGGAUCAGACUCCAGCCUGUACGAUGUGCCCGGCGGCGUGGUGGCGCUGCUGUCCCUGUGCUACGGCUCCAUCUCUGUGCUGGCCGUGGUGGGCAACUCGCUCGUCAUGUGGAUCGUGGCCACGUCGCGUCGCAUGCAGAACGUCACCAACUGCUUCAUCGCCAACCUGGCGCUCGCUGACAUCGUCAUCGGCUUGUUCGCCAUACCUUUCCAGUUCCAGGCGGCGCUGCUGCAGCGCUGGAACCUGCCGCACUUCAUGUGCGCCUUCUGCCCCUUCGUGCAGGUGCUCAGCGUCAACGUCAGCAUCUUCACGCUCACCGCCAUCGCCAUCGACAGGCACCGCGCCAUCCUCAACCCGCUGAGCGCGCGCCCGUCGAAGCUGAGGGCGAAGCUGUGCAUCGCGGCCAUCUGGUGCGUGUCCGGCGGGCUGGCGGCGCCGAUGGCGGCCGCGCUGCGCGUCGUCGUCGUUACGGAGACGCUGGGUGAGCGCGUGGUGACGAAGCCGUUCUGCAUCAACGUGCACCUGUCCAACGAGGCGAUGAUGUCGUACCGCAUGGUGCUGUUCCUGGUGCAGUACCUGACGCCGCUGUGCAUCAUCUCGUACGUGUACGCGCGCAUGGCGCUCCGCCUCUGGGGCUCCAAGGCGCCGGGCAACGCGCAGGACACCCGAGACGCCACACUCAUGAAGAACAAGAAGCGGGUGAUCAAGAUGCUGGUAAUCGUGGUGACGCUGUUCGCAGUCUGCUGGCUGCCACUGCAGACUUACAACGUCCUCCAAGACGUCUUCCCCUACAUCAACGAAUAUCACUACAUCAACAUCAUUUGGUUUUGUUGCGACUGGUUGGCCAUGAGCAACAGCUGCUACAACCCAUUUAUCUACGGAAUUUACAACGAGAAAUUCAAGCGGGAGUUCCGGCAGCGCUUCCCGUGGCGGUCCCGCGGCUGGUCGUCUUCUCCAGUGACCGAGUCUCUGGAGCUGGAUCGCUCGUACGGGGGUCCAGCGACCGGCCGCUGUUCGCUUCGCAGCUCCGGCUACGACUGGAGGCGCUCCUACUCCGCCACUCCCGCCGACCGACGCAGCGUCCACCGCGGCAACACUGCCAGCUUGGCCAAAGCCACCCUGCUCCGUUCCGCGACGACACAGAGGUCGCUGCCCCAUCGACAGGAGAAGCUGGAACGGAUAGCGGACGUCGCCAAUGGUCAUGGAAAGGUCUCCACAUGCCCAGCCACCACGGAAAUGUACAUCUUUCCCGCAGCUGGAGUCCUUUCCAAAAAGGACAUCACUUCCAGCAUGGAGGAACUGUGCUCCUUAUAGACUGCUGGCUGUCGAAACCAUUAAAGAUUUACUCUGCUUUCUCUGAGUCGAUGCGUUGGCAUUUGUUUGCUGUCUGCUUGAUGUCCUCUGAACUGGGUAAGAUAUGUGCAUAAUGGACAUUAUGUGCUUUAACAUAUCCGACAAGAGGCGUUCUGAAACAAUCUUAUACUGAGGAGCUCGAAACAGAUAUGAAACUGCCAUAACGAUACAUGUGAGAUUGUCCUAGAAGUUCGAUAUGUUUGCACAACCUGGUAGAGUGACAUAUUUCUUCACUAACAAAAAAUAACAAAACUAUAUCUUCUCGUGACAGUCCUACAGUCUACGAAAGAAGUUGUUGCCAUCCAGAGGUAGAGGCAAAAAAAGUAGUGAUAAAGUACAGACACUUCGACGACAACUAAUUUCGCAAAAAUUUUGCUUAUAGAUAUUAUGGACCAGAUGUCACACUGUGGAAUUCAGGGUGUUAGGUUACGUAUCUGUAUCUGUUUCACUUCUACUCAGGACUGUUUCUGCAAUCUGGAAGAAGACGCUCAGAGUACCAGUGGUUCUUGAGAGAACGUCAAUAUAGCUAACGAUUCGUGAUCUGGUUCUGAGAAAUAAGGAACAUUCUGUGCACUUCUUCAUUCCUUCAAUGGCAGCCAAAAAAUUCGACUAAGAGAGAGUUACAUGCGCGCUACUGAAAAAGGUCCUGCAUUUCACUACAUCAAGUCUCUCGAGGUCGCCGAAACUGUUUCGUUGUGAAGAGACUUAUAACCUAUUCGUCGAACAAAACUGGUGUGUUUUACAUUUAACAGAAAACCAUUUUUAACGGCCUUCCGCCGUGCGUUAUUGUAAUCACAGUGCAUCUGAAUGAGUGAAACCUGAAAUUGUUACAAUAUCGUCAAAUACUUAUCGCAAGAUGGGAACAAUAUUGUUAACUGGAUCUCCUGAUAUUCAUCCAUAGUAAAUUAUUCGAUAUUACUCGCUGCUUAGUCCUCCGGUCUUCUCAGGAAUCGCAGUUUUUAAAAUUUACACAGCAGAAUUAGAGACCUAACGAAUUUGUGAACAUUUGCUGACAAGCUAAGCAGUGUCUAUAACUGAAACUGUCGGCUACCGAAGCAUUUACUCUUCUUAAACUGUCCUAGUCAGUCACUGAUGGGCUGUGUCGCCUUGACGCACAGAACAAGCCUGCAGUUCUGUGUGUCAAAGGGACAGAAUGGCCUUAGCUCAACCACAGAUCAGUGACCAGCACAGUGUUUCAAAUGCUACAUUUUCCAAGCCUACAAGCAAGUUUCUGAAAAUGAAGCCUCUGAGAGCAAAGGAUUCAUUGCAGUGGGCAACGCACGUAUCAGCGACAACUUUUUCACGUAUGAAAAAUUAUGUAAUUGUUGACACUAAUUGGCUACCUGUUACACCAUGAGCCACAAAGAGUUCUCCGUUGAUGUUAAAAUCUCUAAAUACAGUGUAAGUGUUCUGUUUUAAGAGCACAUAAAUGUACUUUUCUUCACAAUCUGUAUGAGUUUAUAUUUAUUGAUAUUCUAUUUCUCUCACUGUUGCAAUAAAGAUGUAUCCAAUUAAGCACAA
Schistocerca gregaria is the source of this 3291-nucleotide messenger RNA. Its product is annotated as RYamide receptor-like. The transcript is spliced from 11 exons. The coding region runs from base 361 to 1731 and encodes 456 amino acids. Gene Ontology annotation, molecular function: neuropeptide Y receptor activity. Gene Ontology annotation, cellular component: membrane. Gene Ontology annotation, biological process: G protein-coupled receptor signaling pathway. The record is from RefSeq and is a predicted model, not a curated record. Lineage: Eukaryota; Metazoa; Arthropoda; Insecta; Orthoptera; Acrididae.